This is a messenger RNA of Zonotrichia albicollis (white-throated sparrow), 2387 nucleotides long. Lineage: Eukaryota; Metazoa; Chordata; Aves; Passeriformes; Passerellidae. The record is from RefSeq and is a predicted model, not a curated record.
AAUGCAUCUACACCAAACACUUGUGCGUGGAUGGGAGGCAGAUACACCUGGAAAUUUAUGACCCUUGCUCACAGCCCCAGCAGGGGAAACUGUCCCUGGCAGAUGAGCUGCACUGGGCUGAUGCAUUUAUCAUUGUCUAUGACAUCAGUGACAGAGCAUCAUUUGCCUUUGCCAAGGCCCUGCUCUACAGGAUCCGAGAGUCUCACAUAGGAGUUUGUAAAAAGAUGGUCGAGUCAUCAAUAUUUUUGGUUGGCAAUAAACAGGAUCUAUGCCACAUGAGGGAGGUUGGCUGGGAUGAAGGACAGAAGCUGGCAAUAGACAACAAGUGCCAAUUCUGUGAACUGUCAGCAGCAGAGCACUAUCAGGAGGUUGUGGCAAUGUUCACCAAGGUGCUGAGGAACAUCACUGCCAACUCCAAAGUGAAGGAGAAGAGACGACCAAGCGGCUCCAAGUCAAUGGCCAAGCUGAUCAACAAUGUGUUUGGGAAGAGGAGGAAAUCUGUGUAAGAGAGGGUUAGUCCUGAAGUUGGAACAAGCUGAAAUAAUGGAGCUGAGCUCUUGGGAUUCACUGAAUUUCCUCCAAAGGUCAAUAUGUGGAGGAAUAAGACAGUAGAAACCAAAGGUGGGAGACAGCAGGGUCUAGGCCUGGAAGAUCUGACCUAUUUCAGCUCUGCUGCAGAUUUACUGUAUAGGGCAGUGCCAUUUAAACUGUGAGCUGCUCCAGAGGAGAGGUUUAGUCUGUAUUUAUUCAACACCAGCAUGGUCUUGGAUAGAGCUUCUAGGUGCAACUGAGGUAUAAACAGAUCUAUAAUUUCACAGAUUCACUUCUAUUGGAAAAGACCCUAAAGUCAUAAAAACCAGCCAUUAACCAAACACUACCAAGUCUACCACUAAACCACAUAAUAUCCAGUAAACUCAGCCUUGCUGAUCAAAAUCUUACUUCAGAAUCCUGAGUAGGUUUUUUUUUGGUGUGUGCAAGAAAAUUUGCACUAAGAAAAGCAAAAUACUGCAGGCUUCAUGUGGUAGUGUAUUUGUAUUUAACUCAGGUUCUUGUGUGCCUUACACUUGCUGAAAUUCAUAUGAAUUCAAUGCUUAGACACCAAGUCUACAAAAGCUAUUUACCUGCAGAGCUGCCUUACAGAGGCACCAGAAGUAUAGGGAAGCAGAUAGAUAAAGCAGUAUUGUCUCCUGUUUCAGUAUCUUUUUUUCUUUAUUCCAUGAGUGAUGAGAGAAAGUGGAGAGGGUUGAGGAGUGUGGGAGCUGAAAUGUUGGUGAAAUGUUGCUCAGUGAGCACUGGGCUGUUUUGGCAAGGUGGUUGUUGAGUGAAAUGAUUUUACAGCAAGGGCCAGGAUAAAGCGUGGGUUGAUCCCUUCCACAGAGCAGCUUUUGUCAGCUCCAACAAAAGUUUCAUUAGCUGCAAGGUGGCUGUGACUGCUCAACCUCAGAUGGCAGCAGCAGCUUGGAAGGCACAUGGUAAGGAGCACAAGUUCUCUAGGAUAUCUGCCUGGAUUUAAAGGUCAGCCUGCUGGUGAGACCUGUGCUCACAGAGAGUAUUCUUCCUAAUAACCAAUGUUCUUACAGCUACUCAUGGCUGUGGAAUUGAAAUGCCACAGAGAGAGCACCGAGUACUGCUGGCUACACUUUUCACAUGUGGAUAUUAAACAUCAGCUGGGCUUAAACGUGUUGUCAGUUGACAUUCAGAGCUCUUACUCUGGACAGCUAAAUAAGGGCUUAGCCCAGAGUGUUUGCAAGUGCUGUUCUCAUACAGAAAUUAUGAAAGGGAAGUGAUCUGAAGAUGAAUUGCUGCCUCCUACCCACUCAGGGGACAGCUGGGAUUCAGUCUUUGUGGGAUGCUGAGUUGGAGCCUACCUCUGCUCUGAAAUUUUACCUGCAUUGUAACGAAAAAGUGUCAGGUUUUUGGUUUUUUUUUUUUUUUUUUUACUUUCAGCUUUUGAGUGUUCACCCUUAAGACAACAUAAAAAAGGUUACAUAUAAUCUUGGCAGUAAGGUUGUAAAAUAGUACUAAAGCACAUUUGGUUGUGUUGACCAAAGAUCACUUUUUUAAAGCAAAAGAUAACUGCUUAUUUCACUUGUUAUAAGACUAAAAAUAUUGGAAAUAGUUCUCAGUUGACAGGCACAGGGUUGCUUUGUUUUUCUGCAGAUGCUGCUCUGCCAUAUCAGGAGCAUUUUAAGUGUAUGUUCAAUAUCUAUGAGACUGAAUGUGCAGAUUACUCAUACACACCCCUCAGAUUCCCAGACCACACAGGAUUCCAGAACUGCCAACAGAGUUGUAGCUUUACCUUGCUCUAGCAAUUCCAAAUUCCAGAACUCUUAUUUGUAUUUACUGCUCUGGUAUUAAAUAAACUGGAUAUAAGAUGGAUGUAUUAA